AUGGUGCCUGCGGACCGCAUGCGGCCCUAUGGAAGCACACCUGCGGACCGCAUGCGGCCCUAUGGAAGCACACCUGCGGUCCGCACAAAGGAACAUCAGGAGGCGGUACAGCAGCAGGUGAAACAUCAGGAGGAGGUACAGCAGCAGGUGAAACAUCAGGAGGAGGUACAGCAGCAGGUGAAACAUCAGGAGGCGGUACAGCAGCAGGUGAAACAUCAGGAGGAGGUACAGCAGCAGGUGAAACAUCAGGAGGCGGUACAGCAGCAGGUGAAACAUCAGGAGGAGGUACAGCAGCAGGUGAAACAUCAGGAGGAGGUACAGCAGCAGGUGAAACAUCAGGAGGAGGUACAGCAGCAGGUGAAACAUCAGGAGGCGGUACAGCAGCAGGUGAAACAUCAGGAGGAGGUACAGCAGCAGGUGAAACAUCAGGAGGAGGUACAGCAGCAGGUGAAACAUCAGGAGGUACAGCAGCAGGUGAAACAUCAGGAGGAGGUACAGCAGCAGGUGAAACAUCAGGAGGUACAGCAGCAGGUGAAACAUCAGGAGGAGGCACAGCAGCAGGUGAAACAUCAGGAGGAGGUACAGCAGCAGGUGAAACAUCAGGAGGAGGUACAACAGCAGGUGAAACAUCAGGAGGUACAGCAGCAGGUGAAACAUCAGGAGGCGGUACAGCAGCAGGUGAAACAUCAGGAGGAGGUACAGCAGCAGGUGAAACAUCAGGAGGAGGUACAGCAGCAGGUGAAACAUCAGGAGGUACAGCAGCAGGUGAAACAUCAGGAGGCGGUACAGCAGCAGGUGAAACAUCAGGAGGAGGUACAGCAGCAGGUGAAACAUCAGGAGGAGGCACAGCAGCAGGUGAAACAUCAGGAGGAGGUACAGCAGCAGGUGAAACAUCAGGAGGAGGUACAACAGCAGGUGAAACAUCAGGAGGUACAGCAGCAGGUGAAACAUCAGGAGGCGGUACAGCAGCAGGUGAAACAUCAGGAGGAGGUACAGCAGCAGGUGAAACAUCAGGAGGAGGUACAGCAGCAGGUGAAACAUCAGGAGGAGGCACAGCAGCAGGUGAAACAUCAGGAGGAGGUACAGCAGCAGGUGAAACAUCAGGAGGAGGCACAGCAGCAGGUGAAACAUCAGGAGGAGGCACAGCAGCAGGUGAAACAUCAGGAGGGGGUACAGCAGCAGGUGAAACAUCAGGAGGAGGUACAGCAGCAGGUGAAACAUCAGGAGGAGGUACAGCAGCAGGUGAAACAUCAGGAGGAGGUACAGCAGCAGGUGAAACAUCAGGAGGAGGUACAGCAGCAGGUGAAACAUCAGGAGGAGGUACAGCAGCAGGUGAAACAUCAGGAGGAGGUACAGCAGCAGGUGAAACAUCAGGAGGAGGUACAGCAGCAGGUGAAACAUCAGGAGGAGGUACAGCAGCAGGUGAAACAUCAGGAGGUACAGCAGCAGGUGAAACAUCAGGAGGAGGUACAACAGCAGGUGAAACAUCAGGAGGAGGUACAGCAGCAGGUGAAACAUCAGGAGGAGGUACAGCAGCAGGUGAAACAUCAGGAGGAGGUACAGCAGCAGGUGAAACAUCAGGAGGAGGUACAGCAGCAGGUGAAACAUCAGGAGGUACAGCAGCAGGUGAAACAUCAGGAGGUACAGCAGCAGGAGGAACAGCACCAGGAGCUAUCGAGGAUAGCCGAAGUAGGAGAAACAGCAGCAGGAGCUAUCGAGGAUAACAGAAGUAGGAGAAACAGCAGCAGGAGCAAUCGAGGAUAACAGAAGUAGGAGAAACAGCAGCAGGAGCUAUCGAGGAUAACAGGAGUAGGAGAAACAGCAGUAGGAGCUAUCGAGGAUAACAGGAGUAGGAGAAACAGCAGCAGGAGCUAUCGAGGAUAACAGGAGUAGGAGAAACAGCAGCAGGAGCUAUCGAGGAUAACAGGAGUAGGAGAAACAGCAGCAGGAGCUAUCGAGGAUAACAGGAGUAGGAGAAACAGCAGCAGGAGCUAUCGAGGAUAACAGGAGUAGGAGAAACAGCAGCAGGAGCUAUCGAGGAUAACAGGAGUAGGAGAAACAGCAGCAGGAGCUAUCGAGGAUAACAGGAGUAGGAGAAACAGCAGCAGGAGCUAUCGAGGAUAACAGGAGUAGGAGAAACAGCAGCAGGAGCUAUCGAGGACAAUAGCAGUAUCAUUCAGAA
This is a messenger RNA of Procambarus clarkii (red swamp crayfish), 2182 nucleotides long. Lineage: Eukaryota; Metazoa; Arthropoda; Malacostraca; Decapoda; Cambaridae. The record is from RefSeq and is a predicted model, not a curated record.